Molecule: messenger RNA, 606 nt
Organism: Lodderomyces oxycetoniae
Lineage: Eukaryota; Fungi; Ascomycota; Pichiomycetes; Serinales; Debaryomycetaceae
Exons: 1
Coding region: 1-606 (201 amino acids)
Biological process (GO): poly(A)+ mRNA export from nucleus
Cellular component (GO): nucleus
Source: RefSeq, a predicted model, not a curated record
AUGUCGGACUACUCUUCACAGACGGUUGCGCAAUUGAAAGAUAUAUUAAAAAGUAGAGGAUUAAGCGUUGAGGGGAAAAAAGCCGACUUGGUUUCCAGGUUAAUUGAUUCGGAUAAUGCUAAUACAGAACAAGCGGGCUCCCCUGCAAAGGCAGCAGAUGCGCCAAUAGAGGCAACAGUUGCAGUUGCAGUUGAAGUUGAAGAAACUAAAGGCGAUAAUAACAACGCUAGUACAGCAAAACCGGUUCCUGUUACCACUGAAUCCGCGCUAACUGUAAUCCAACCAUCUAAUGACUUGGCCAAGGAGGUAACAGAGCCACCAAAGGUGUUAACUGCUGAGGAAAGAAAGCAAUUGGCCAUUGAGUUAUUAAAUAAGAAAGUAUCAAGAGCCGAAAAGUUUGGCGAUGAAAAAGCCGCUGAACAAGCUAGGAAGGAUUUACAAAGAGUCGAAAAAUUCGGCGUUGAACUAGGUACUGCAUUGGCCAGAGAAAUUGGUUUGGUUGAUAAAUCAUUGGGCACACAUAAUAGGGGAAAGUUUAAAAGUAGAAGAUUUAAUGCAAGGAAUAACCAUGGUGGAUUUAAAAAAAAUCGCGGUAAUCGUCAUUAA